Cuscuta europaea is the source of this 1009-nucleotide messenger RNA. The record is from the annotation of a GenBank genome assembly. Lineage: Eukaryota; Viridiplantae; Streptophyta; Magnoliopsida; Solanales; Convolvulaceae.
GUAACCGCAGCUGGACGUCGAAGGAACUAAAGAGAUUCAGCAAUUAUCAUAAGCUGUGAUCAUAUCUGUAGUGUUCGAUACUCGUAGCAGUAGGCCGCGAAAUAAAGGCAUGCACCAGAGGACAUCGACGGCUAGUGGGCGGCCGUCCGGAACCGAUGGCUCCGACUACUCAUUCCGAAUGGUGGUAGACUCAAGGUACCAAAAAGUUGCUAAAGGAAAAUCUCAACUUUCGAAGAUAAUAUUCAUUCAGGCAGUUGUUCAUUUGAUAAUAUCAGCACUCUCAUUUUUUGUAGCAGUGAAGACACAGACAUUUGAAAGAUGUGCUUUCUGCUCUGCUGCAAUAGGCUUUGUCUCUCUUAUAAUUGGAGAAUUAGGUCGAAAGCGUAGCAGAUCAAACUUUUUAAAGUUGUAUGUGUUCGGAUCAUCAGUAGCUGUGCUAUUUCCUGCUACAUGUUUUGCCAUGAGCCAGAAUCCUUUGGAGGUUCUUCAAAAUUUCAAUAGCUUGCUGCCUCCAAAUAUUGAAGUCCUGAAGAUUGGUGCUAUUAUACUUGGAUUUUUGGCACAGAUAUUCUCAGUUGCUACAACCGUACCUCUAAUUCGUAAUAUGGCUCUUCCUAAGAGAGCUUCUUGAUGGCUGGAUGAACUAAAAAUAGUCGAACAUUGAUCAAUUGAGGCACCUUAUCAUAAUUUACUUGGAAGCAGGUAUUUCUCAAACACAGAACGGAUGAGAAUAUACAAGAAAGUCAUCUGAUUUUCACUGAGUUGUAACUUAUAAUCGCAUAACUAAUUUUGUAAUAUUUGCUUGAAAAGUGAACAAUGCUGCUUUUAUCCAUCUUACAUGGCUGUUUCACUGUUUGUCCAUUUAUAUGACUUGUAUUUUGGAUAUGCAAGGUUUGACCCCUCUUCUUGCAUAUUUCCUACAUUUCCAGUGCGUUUACACAGUUUGGUUGUUGAGAAAAGAAUAAGUUUCAUUUUUUGUCUCACCAGUGUUAUACAAGAGUCUUUCUCC